Molecule: messenger RNA, 2726 nt
Organism: Acaromyces ingoldii
Lineage: Eukaryota; Fungi; Basidiomycota; Exobasidiomycetes; Exobasidiales; Cryptobasidiaceae
Product: Metallo-dependent phosphatase
Exons: 1
Coding region: 340-2640 (766 amino acids)
Molecular function (GO): hydrolase activity
Source: RefSeq, a predicted model, not a curated record
CUGCGAAGCUGCAGACCCCUAGCCUCGCCCGGAUCAAGGAACAAGAUCGAUGGCUCGCGCGACAUCAUCGGUCUUGUCCUCCGCUCUUGCUCCUGUCCCUGAACUCAGCCACCGGAGCAACCAUCUGCAAGGCCGCUCUGGUCUUCUCGAAGGAAAAAGAAAAUAAAAAAUAGGCGGCCCGCCCGUCUCCUUGGCUGCCCUUUUUGAGCCCAAUUGCUUACGGGCAGGCGCACUCCCUCGAGGCCUCGCGCAAUCUCCAUGACGCUCUACCACGACGACAAGAAGGACGAUCUCGAAGCGCACGCACAUCGUACGCCACCGCAGAGCCGAAGCAGCAUGAUGCGAACGUCUGCAUCCCUCCUGGUCGGCAGCCUCGCCGCGGCCCUGCUCCUCUUCGUUGUGGGCGGCUCAGCCUCGCCCUUCUACCCGCCCCACCACCAUCUGGAUCCUAGGACACCCACGAGUCGGGCCAUUCACCCCGUCGACAAUUUCACGGCGCCGGCCCGGUUCCCCAAAGAUGCAUUCGAGGGCUUCUACAGCUACCCAAAAGCUUUUGAGACCGAGCCAAGGCCCAAGGUCAUCGAUGCCAAGACCGGAAAGCCAUUCCCAGACCUUCUUGCAGGGCCCAUCUUACCGAACCUGCCUCCUGCGUCAGACGCCGUUUUCCCCAAGCCUGGACCGGGAAGUAAGAACGCGCCCGAGGACCUCGCUGCGCAGAUCCAAAAGAACAUCACGGCCAUCAUCGCAGAUGCCUCGCUGUCCAACUGCUCAAAGUGCAUCAACUCGCUCAAGCUCGGCCAGCAGCUCGCCGCGCUCAAGCCAAGGGACGUGCCUGGCGUAUUGCAGAAUCUGUGCAAGCAAUUCAAGUACAGCCCUGCCACGACGGCCGUCAAUGCAACCGAGAACUGCAACCGCGUGUAUGCGCCUCAGACCCUCGGCGCCAUGUAUGCUCAGGUGCUCCGCUACGCCGACUUGGAGGGAGACAUGCCCUCAGACGGGCAGUACAUCUGCAGCUAUGUCUACAAGAACAAAGCCUGCCCUACCCCAGCUCCCCUGACGCUCGAUCAGAACUUCCUCAAUGGCUGGUUUGGCUCCAAGAGCAAGCGAGACGAAAUCGUAAAGCGAGAAGCUCUCGUCCAUGAAGACGAGGCGCACAAGAGAACCGGAGAAGCCUGGCUGGACAAGCGGGGCAACAAGAAGAUGUUCCGCGUCGCUCACCUGUCGGACAUCCACGUCGACCCCAGGUUCCUCGUGGGCGCCGAGGCAGGGUGCACAACCGGCCAGUGCUGCCGUGCCGAUUCGUUCAACUCGACCCUGGCCUCUGGCCCUCCCAUGCCCCAGGGCACUCUACCCAACCCGGCAAACCGCAGCCAAGAGGCCUACUACUGGGGCAACUACAAGUGCGAUGCGCCCUGGUCUCUGGCCAUGAGUGCCCUCCAGAGCGUCACGCCCCUCAACGGAGAGCGCGAGGUCGACAUGUCCCUCUACACGGGCGACAUGGUCGUGCACGAUGCACCAUUCCACAUCAGUGAUGACCUUGUCCGGUACACGCAGCAAUCAAUCUUUGACAGCAUGAAGCGAUACUUUGGCAAGGGACCCGUCUUCUCCGCCAUUGGCAACCACGACACGGCGCCUUCGGACAGCUCCGCACCGAGAGACUUGCCGCCCGAGGCCGUCAAUGCCUUUUCGUACGACUGGGAGAACCUGCAGCGGCUGUUUGUCGCCGAGGGUUGGUUCACACACAAAGAGGCCAAGCAGGUGGCGACACACUACGGCGGCUACUCUGUCAGCCCCAGAAAGGGCCUGAGGAUCAUCACGGUCAACAGCGACUUUUGGUACAAGUCAAACGUGUACAAUUUCAUCAACACGACAAACCCAGAUGCCUCGGGCAUGCUUCGUUGGCUCACUGACGAGCUCAUCCAGAGCGAGGCGCGCGGUGAGCGUGUCUGGAUCGUGGGGCACGUCCUGACGGGCUGGGACGGAACGAAUCCCCUGGCCAACCCGACGAAUCUCUUCUACCAGAUCGUCGACCACUUUAGCCCAAAGACAAUUGCCCACAUCUUCCUGGGACACACACACGAGGACCAGUUCAACGUCUUUUACGCCAACAAUGCCUCGUCAAAGGCCACCGUCAACGCCAAGGCGGUCUCCUUCAUUGGACCGUCAGUGACGCCGCUGACCAACGUCAACCCUUCGAUCCGGUACUACACUGUAGACCCGGAGACAUACAGUGUCAUGGACAUUGAUCAGUACUACGCUCAAGCCCAGGGCUUCCCCGAGCUGCCCAAGGCCCAGCAGGGCCUCACCUGGCAGCAUCUCUACUCUGCCCGCUCCACCUACGGCAACUUCAGUGCCUCGGCUGCGGACGCCAAUGGCUUCGCUGGGCCCGUCAAGCUCGACGCAGGUGGAAUGUGGCCUGCUGCUGCUCCUCUCAACGCCACUUUCUGGUCACAGCUGACAUACGAAAUGGAAAAGAGGCCGGAGCUCAUGAAGACUUUCACCACGUACCAGGGCCGCAACAGCCCCAAGACAAAGCCCUGCAACGAUGAAUGUACGACGGCAAAGAUCUGCUACAUGCGCAGUGGCAGUGCGCCCAUUGGUCUGCAGUGCCCACAGGGAUUCGGCUCCGUGCAGUCGUAGUCGCUAUCUCUCCUCAUCAUGCCAAUCUAGUCCUCUCUCCACCCAGUGUCCUCUAUAAUCAGGCAAUACAAUAUCGUGCCCUGCCC